Messenger RNA from Cuscuta epithymum, 1475 nucleotides. NCBI's taxonomy places the organism in Eukaryota, Viridiplantae, Streptophyta, Magnoliopsida, Solanales, Convolvulaceae. The record is from the annotation of a GenBank genome assembly.
UCCAAAUGCAAUUAUAACCGAUCAAGACCGGGCAAUGCAAAAUGCAAUUCAAAUUGUAUUCCUGGAAACAAGGCACCGUUGGUGUUUGUGGCAUAUCAUGAAAAAGUUACCUGAAAAAAUGGGUGGGUUUGCGGACAAAGAUCAAAUCAUGUUCAACAUUCAUGACCUAGUUUAUGAUUCACAGCACAAUACAGAGUUUGAGACAGGUUGGGAAGCUAUGCUCCAAAGGUUUUCUCUUCACCAUGAUGAAUGGCUGGUCGUGAUGUACAACGAACGUCAUCGUUGGGUCCCGUGUUACUUGAAACCGUAUUUUUGGGCAGGUAUGUCAACCACUCAAAGAAGUGAAAGCAUUAACGCCUUCUUUGAUGAGUAUGUUCAUUCUAAAACUAGUCUCAAACAGUUUGUGGAUCAAUAUGGGCGUGCUUUGAGAAAGAAGGUUGAAAACGAAUUUCAAGCCGAUGGCCUUUCUUUGACUAAAAUGAUUCCAUGUGUUACGUCGUUCGCAAUUGAAAAACAAGUGCAAGGUGUUUACACCAUAGCCAAGUUCAAAGAGUUUCAAACCCAAUUAGUUGAUCAAUUGUAUUGUUAUGUCAUACCUAUGAUGGAUGGUAAGACAUAUGAAGUCAAAGAGAAUCGUGUCAUUAAUGGGUUUGAUAAGAGUUGGACCUUCAUGGUUGAGUAUGAUAUUUCUACAUCUAAAGGAAUGUGUAGUUGCCACUUGUUCGAGUUUCGAGGCAUUUUGUGUAGACAUUUUCUUAUGGUGGCACUAAGAUAUCAAGUCAAAGUGUUGCCUGAUUCUUACAUACUACCGAGGUGGCGUCGAGACAUCAAAAGAGCAUACACACGAGUGAAGAUCAACUACGAUGGGUGGAUUACUACGGUCGAACAAGAAAGAUUUGAUAAAUUGUGUACGACAUUUGAGACCCUUGCAAACACCAUUGCUGAUGAUCCCGAAAAAUGCAAGAACGUAAUGGUGUGGCUAGAACGGCAAUUGGAACAACAUAAACCCGCUCCUCCUUGUCAUUCCUCUAUAUGUGGUGUGUUGACACCGUUACCGGUACCGGAAAGUAGUGUGCAUGCGGAAGUACCACAACAAAUUUAUAACCCAAAGUCAGCAAAACGGAAAGGUGCUCCCAAGAAAAAAUCGUUUGAAGGGGCCUCUGGAAAAGGAAAAAUCCAAGUCAAAGCCAAGUGCGCACAAUAAACGAACCAGAAAAGACAUUGGUGGACAGGAGUACGCUGGAGAGGGGUUCACGUGACAGCCGUACACUGAAGAGGGAUACGUUGGAGAGGGGUACCAUGGUCAAUAUGAUUUGGGUGUAGUCAACAAUAGUAUGACACUACAAUAUCAAGACGGUUUAGAUUUAAAUCUCACUCUCUUUUGAGACAUUUACUUAUUUUAAAUACUUAUAUUUUAAAUACAUUUGAAUGUUAUGUAUUUUUGUUUGGUGUAGUCAACAUAGUUUAUUUCCAAC